CCCUACAUGGCCGAGGAGAGCAGUCACAUCAAGGUCCGCUCUAUGGAGUACAUGUCCCGACACACGGUGGAGGGCAAGUUCACCUACGUGGAUGAGAGGGCAACUGUGAUCCUGGGUUACCUCCCCCAAGAGCUUUUAGGCACGUCUGUUUACGAGUACUACCACCAAGACGAUAUUCCUGCAAUGGGUCAGGUGCAUAGAAAAGUAUUAUCGUCAAAAGAAAAACUGGAGACUGAUGUUUACCGGUUCAAGUUAAAAAAUGGCCGCUUUAUCCACCUCAAGUCUCGCUGCUUCGGCUUCCGGAACCCAUGGACGAAGGAAGUGGAGUAUGUCGUAUCCACGAACACAGUCGUCCAGUUGCAGGAGGUGACCAGCUCAGGUCAGAUGUUUGACGCCACGGUGUCACUGCCAGAGGAGAACAACGAUUUUCAGGGACUGGAGAUGAUGGGUGAGUUUUCUUUGUUUGUCUGUUUUAUUUGUGAUUUGGUUUGUUUGUUUGGUUGUUGUUUUUUAAUUGCUUCUAGUUUUUAAAUUCUUUUUUUUUUGGUUACGGUUUGUUGUUUUCUUGGUCUCCUUCAUAGACAUGUAUCAGUGGGUGAUUGGCGGGUGCUCUGAUGUGGUCUGCUUCUUCUGUCCUAUCUAACAUCUAUCG
This is a messenger RNA of Aplysia californica (California sea hare), 652 nucleotides long. RefSeq names its product aryl hydrocarbon receptor nuclear translocator-like protein 1. Lineage: Eukaryota; Metazoa; Mollusca; Gastropoda; Aplysiida; Aplysiidae. Gene Ontology annotation, biological process: regulation of transcription by RNA polymerase II. The record is from RefSeq and is a predicted model, not a curated record. Gene Ontology annotation, cellular component: cytoplasm; aryl hydrocarbon receptor complex; transcription regulator complex. Gene Ontology annotation, molecular function: RNA polymerase II cis-regulatory region sequence-specific DNA binding; DNA-binding transcription factor activity, RNA polymerase II-specific.